Molecule: messenger RNA, 2474 nt
Organism: Baudoinia panamericana UAMH 10762
Lineage: Eukaryota; Fungi; Ascomycota; Dothideomycetes; Mycosphaerellales; Teratosphaeriaceae
Exons: 1
Coding region: 359-2422 (687 amino acids)
Biological process (GO): fatty acid beta-oxidation using acyl-CoA oxidase; lipid homeostasis
Cellular component (GO): peroxisome
Molecular function (GO): FAD binding; fatty acid binding; acyl-CoA oxidase activity
Source: RefSeq, a predicted model, not a curated record
GUCCAGCGACUCUACUUGUGUAACCUCACACCAACAGCGAGCCGAGCAUAUGUCGAUCCGUCAUACCCGGGACUUGCGAUUGUUUGCGACAUCGCCCGUGCUAUCUCCAAGGCGGCUGGGACUGCGGGGUGCGGGUGUGGAGAGUGGGUUGCCCCGCUACCGCUGGAAAGUUUAGUGGAGUUCGCUGAAGGAAGACCGAGGAUAUACCUUGCAUGCUGUAUCUCGCUGCUCGGUGGACCUAGGCUCAACACGAAACAGCAUGGUCAAUUUGACAUGGGCUCGCUAACGCUUUGUCGCAGUGGUAACUCGGACGUCUUCCAAUACAAACCGGAGUGUCUUGGUACACUUACCAGUGUUGAUGAUGCCUGACUUUACAGACAACCUCAAGCCAGCUUCCCCAACUGGGCCAGACAUUCUGAACAAAGAGCGAAGCCAGUCGGAUGUACCUGUUGACCAACUAGCACAACAUCUAUUCCGCGAUGGCUUCAUGGAACGGCAAAAGCGUAUACUACGAGUGCUGGAGAAGGACGUGCUCUUUGUCAAGGUCAAACAACUGAAUCUGUCUCGACCCGAGCGUUACCAGCUGGGACUCGCGCGAGCGAAGAAGCUCCGACGCUAUGCUGACCAGUACAAUUGGAACAAUGACGAACGCAGUAUGUCACAGUACCUCUGCGACGAUGUCAGCCCGUUCAUGGUGCAUGACUCGAUGUUCAUCACCACGGUACGGGAGCAGGGAGAUGAGCAGCAGAGAAAGUACUGGUUGCCGAAGAUCGAGGCUUCCGAGGCUAUAGGAUGCUACGCUCAGACUGAGCUUGGUCACGGUAGCAACGUGCGAGGAAUUGAGUGCCAGGCUCGGUUCGAUCCGAAGACUAAACAGUUCGUGCUCCAUAGUCCAACGUUAACCAGCAGCAAGUGGUGGAACGGCAGUAUGGGUCGGACUGCCAACCACGCCAUUGUUGUAGCGCAGUUGCUUGUACCCAAGGCAAGAGACACGACCGAAUACAAUAGUCUUGGCCCACACGCAUUCAUCGUGCAGAUCCGAGAUCUCAAGACUCAUAAGGAGCUCCCAGGUAUUGCUGUGGGCGAUAUCAAUGUGAAAUACGGUUACGCUCCGAUGGACAACGGCUAUAUGCUGUUCGACAACUACCGCAUACCGCACUCCGCCAUGCUGUCCAAUUACUCAAGAGUCGAUCCGAAUACUUGCACAUACAGCAAGCCGGCCAACCCUGCAGUCGUGUAUGGCAGUCUUACUGCGGUUCGAGCAGCCAUCAUUAUGCACGCACGCUUGAUCAUGGCACGUGCAGUGACCAUCGCUGUUCGCUAUACCUGCGUAAGAAGGCAGUUCCAGGAUAGGGACAGCAACGACCCGCGAGCGCCAGAGCUCUCAGUUCUGGACUAUCCGACGGUACAAAUCCGCAUACUACCAUUGCUUGCUACCGCAUUCGCUCUGCACUACACUGGUGCGGCAAUGCAGGCAUUAUACCAGACUACCCGAGCCCAAAUCGACAAAGGCGACUUCGGCAAGCUCGCAGUCUUGCAUGCACAGUCAUCCGGGUUGAAAAGCUUGUGCACGGAGCUUGCGGCUAACAGUAUAGAGACCUGUCGCAGGGCCAUGGGCGGGCACGGCUUUGGCGGAGGCUCUGGGUUCAUCCAGUUGAAUCACGAUUAUCUGUCCAAGCCAACAGUAGAGGGAGACAACUGGAUGAUUACCCAACAGACGGCGAGCUACCUCAUCAAACGCAUGGCGGCAGCUGUUGCCAAUAAAGGCAAGCCGCAGGACGAGAUUGAGCAGGCGUGCAGACACUGGCUUCAGCACGAACAGAAGACCGCACCUUUGCCAGUUUUCGAGGAUGACAUGAUGAUCGUGAAAGCGUUCCACAAGCGAUCAAGGUAUCUCACGUACCAAGCGUACGUCGAGAGAGAAGUCAACAAGCGCAGUUGGAACAGCUUGCUUAUACAGCUGAGGAAAGUCAGUCAUGCGGAGUCACAAUCAAUACUUGUUACCAACUUCCACAACGCGCUGCACGACAACAACUCCGGGAUCUCAGAGAAUUUGAAAGCGCAUCUCCAGACGUUAUUCCAGCUCUUCGCAAUGUACACAAUGGACUCAGAUGCGCGCGACUUCCACAAGGCCGGCGCUGUCUCCGACGCUGAUCUAGACGAGCUGCCAGCGCGGAUACAGGAGCUGAUGGCACAGAUCAGGCCGCACGCUGUCCUGCUUGUGGACUCGUGGAAGAUUCCAGAUUUUCUGCUGGAUUCUGCGCUGGGCAGGUACGACGGAAAGGUGUACGAAGACCUGUUCAAUCGGGCGCACAGGCUCAAUCCCUUGAAUGAGCUGACAUUCAAUCCGUAUUAUAAGAGCGAUGAGAUAGUGAUGGGGAGGGGGGACGAUGAGCUGAAGAAGAUCAUGGCGAAGCUCUAGGUUCAGUGGGUUUGUUUUGUGUUCACGGAAAGCCCGCAGCUUCAGAUCUUUG